This is a messenger RNA of Lymnaea stagnalis (great pond snail), 1092 nucleotides long. Lineage: Eukaryota; Metazoa; Mollusca; Gastropoda; Lymnaeidae. The record is from the annotation of a GenBank genome assembly.
GCCAAUUCAGCUCCCACUGCUAUAACUCCAGCAAGUACGAAGCGAAGAAAAGCUCCUGUAAAUAAUGACAACACCGUUCAACACACUUUGUUAAAUCAGCACACAGCCUUACCGCAGACUACAUUUAAAAAACAGUACAGAGCUCCACCUUCAACAAUGGCAUUACAACAGUCUAUUGGACCAGCUAUAAAGCUUUCUGAGGCUAACUCAGUUGACCAAUCUCAAUUGGCUGCAGCACAGACAAUAAAUGUUGACAUUCAAAACAUCAGUUACCUUGGUAAGAACAUUAUUGGAACCAACACUGGGACCCUUGCAAUGGCACCAAUAUCUCAGUCCCUUGAAGGAUCCAAGUUGUUGUCGGCUGUAUCGCUUGCAUCUUUUAUUCGUAACCUUCCUAUCAGCGCAGUUGUGCCCCCUGUUGUUUCACUGGCUCCCACCCAGAUAACAAUGGCACCAUCCUCACAGGGAUCCACAACCCCUGUGUCUUCUUCACUGUUAACCAAUCAACUACGGCCGGCUCUAAAUGCUAACCUGCUGUUUACAAACACUAGUAAGUCUGAAGCUAAUCAACUAACAACAGUCCCUCUGUCAAACAACACUGCCAGGAUAGCCACUCUGUUAGCUGCUCCUUCUCCUCAUCUACAUAAAGGGGUUUUAAAACCAACUUCAUCUUUACCUAAUUCAUCCUCUUGCCAGAUUGUUGCAUCUCCCUCAUCCUCCACGCUAACUCUUCAUGAUAACAUGAAGACUAUGACGUUGACACCAACAUUGCUGCCCAUAUCUUUAAACAAUGGCUCCUUAUCCAACAGUUCCAACUCAUCUGGGACACAACUGAGAUUUUUCACCCCAUUUUCCCACAACUCUGUGAUGGCCGCUUCCCUGGGGAAUGGCCAGACCAUGCUGCCUGCCAUGCUGCAGCUGGGAGCCUCUGGUCAGGUGCUCCUGCAGAAUCUGAUUCCCGCCCAGCAUGUCCCUCACCAUCAGCUACUUGGCCAGCCCAUCAUGGUCAUGACCACCCCUGGAGCCAGUUAUAAUGUAACAUCUGCCGGUGGCACUACCACAACUGUUUCAUCUCCGUCGACUGUCUUAUAA